Messenger RNA from Acipenser ruthenus (sterlet), 2740 nucleotides. RefSeq names its product probable flap endonuclease 1 homolog. The record is from RefSeq and is a predicted model, not a curated record. The transcript is spliced from 13 exons. Gene Ontology annotation, molecular function: 5'-3' exonuclease activity; 5'-flap endonuclease activity; RNA-DNA hybrid ribonuclease activity. Bases 443 to 1561 code for a protein of 372 amino acids. Gene Ontology annotation, cellular component: nucleus. Lineage: Eukaryota; Metazoa; Chordata; Actinopteri; Acipenseriformes; Acipenseridae.
CCGCUAUCUAUGAGACACUAGCUGCAGGCCGCAGUAACCUGGAUGACUCGGGUCUAUCUGAGCCCCACUCUCACAUUAAUAAUGCGAUGCUGUCACUUCCAGCCAAACAGGAGAAAGUAGGAAGGGUUGCUAUGCAGAUAAACUCAUGUGUCACACGAUUUGCAGAAUCCAUAUAAAAAGAUAGCGAGCAGAUUAAAUUCAUACCAGUAGUAGUUAUUUUGAGGGAAAUACAAACGCCAUUUUUUUUUUCUUCCAUAAUGCUGUGUUGCAGUGAACUCCAUUAUUUUUUUUAUUUUUUUUAUUAUCAUACUAAGGUUUCAAAAUUUCCGCCAGCGCUGCCAGCCGGAUCCAUCUGACAGGAACUUAAAAGUCGAAUUUACUUCCUUGAAAUUGGUUUAAUAACCAAACAGAGAGAGGAGCAUUAUACUACUGAACAAUAAUAAUGGGUAUUGUGAAACUGGCAGAAUUAAUACGCAAUGUUGCGCCGGAUGCGAUCUCUCACAAAACAAUAAGUGACUAUUCAGGUAAGAAGAUCGCUGUGGAUGCCUCUAUUGUGCUAUUUCAGUUCCGCACGGCCGCCCCUGAGAUCCGCAACCGCGAUGGAUCACACCUCAGCCCCCUGGUCGGUUUGUUCUACCGCACGCUGCAUUUCUUAGAGAAUGACAUCAGGCCAGUCUAUGUCUUCGAUGGACUCCCGCCUGAGCAGAAAGUGGCGCUGCUGGAGAGGCGAGCUGAGGCUGGAGGGUAUACCAGGACACAAAGGCCAGUCUCCAACCAAGUACAGGACUGCCAGAAAAUACUAAAGCUGUUAGGAGUACCAUAUCUCCAGGCCCCCAGUGAAGCUGAAGCUCUGUGUGCAGAGUUGGUGAAGUGUGGUGAAGUGGAUGGAGUGGCUUCAGAGGACAUGGAUGUUCUGCCGUUUGGGAGCUCACUGCUAAUCCGCCAGAUCGGUACCAAAGAGCACAGGGGUGUGGUGGAGUACUCCUUGCCAAAGGUGCUGAAGACACUGGGACUCACACACGAGCAGGCCUGUAUCAUGGGAAGUAUAUUUGCCAUGAAAGAGCAGAGAAAUGAUCAGUGUUGUAGGACCAUAGAAUUUGUAGAUCUGUGUAUUUUGCUUGGCUGUGAUUAUUGUGAGAAGAUUGGCGGCCUGGGACCGAAGCGAGCACUGGCCCUUAUUCAGCAACACAAAACCAUUGAGGAUGUUCUUCUAAAUAUCAACCGAACGACACACCCAGUCCCUGAGAACUGGAAAUACCUUGACGCUCGCAAACUCUUCUUGGAUCCCGAGGUAGCUAAUCAGACAAGCCGAUCGCUAAGCUGGGAGGAGCCAGACGAGGAAGGGCUGGUGAACUUCUUGUCACAUGAGAAAUAUGUCAAGGAGGAACGAAUAAGGCGCAGGAUGGAGAAGUUUCGUAGAGUGCGGGAGGACAGGAAGCAGAGAGGGUCUGGUGAGGGGAAACAGCAUCAAACACGCAUGGACGAUUUCUUCAGAGUGACACGAAGCAGACAGGCACCAGAUGCUGUGGACCAAACCGUCAGCAAGAAAUCGAAAUUCUAGAUAGAGAGCAUUUCCACUGGGAUACAGCAAGUGUAACAGUUGACUGGAUAUGGAUGACACCUCUAUUGAUGGGCAGACAUCUGAACUGUUUAUCAAGAAGACUGUGACUGGAUUAGAGCUGGAGGAGUUUGUUUCCCUGGUGAAGACUGAGAUCUCUGUGGAAGUGACUGUCCUGUGUCAGGAUCUCUUGUAUUAUAUGGUUAGGAUUAUAACUUUUGUUUUUAUGUUAAACUCUGGUUUUCAACCAUUGAAAAGUAAGUAUCAGGGUUCUAAAAAAUAGGGCGUUACACGUCCCCACGUGUUGCUACAGCUGUUUAAAUAACUUUUUACACUUGCAACCAACGUCUGUUUCAAAGCUCUUAUCAAAAUGUCCGUUCUACUGCACUAAUAGUGUAAGGAUUAUUGCCAACAUUUUCAAACAGGUAACACAGCAAUAAUGAUCCACGAUAAGGUACAGAAAAGAAAAGCCAGAGCACUUGUUAUAUUUUGUAGUGAUUUAGAGGACCGAUCUCAAACCCGUGGGGACGUAUGACGCUAUAUUUUUCAGAACCCCGCUACUUACUCUUUAAUAUCACGGCAACGGUAGGGGGUACAGUGAUGUUCUUUGGAAUAUAACCACUUUGUGACAUUGUCUCUUUAAAUCUUUAAAUGGUCUUUCAAUAGAAUUGGUAUUUUAAGAUAAAAGGUGUGUCAAAAAGUAAAAAUGUCCCAUGUGUACAAUACAAAAUAUUAUGUAAUCUGUCAGUAAACCUGGAGAAAAAAAAAUGUAAUAGCUAUUCUUAAUGUUGUUUUUUGUCAAGUGUACAUUUGAGUAUUUAGAGAGGUGGCAUUUUCCCAUCAGGUCUGUAACACAAGGAAUUGUGGGAUUUAAGGCCUCUUGUCGGUCUCAUGGAACUGAUUUCGGGCCACGGGCCUCCCUACCUCCUGGUGUGGACUUCCAUUCCUAUUCAAUGAAGCAGCUUUGCAGCUGUCUCUCUCUCUCUCUCUGCUUGCCACAGUGUCAUUGUCGUUAGCUCCUCCUACAACCACAGAAACAAAGACCGUCUGUAUACUUAAAAUGAAUUAACAUUUAAACACGAUCUUCACUUCUUUUUUUUAGGCUGUUAGUUAAAACUUAUUAAUGUUAAAAUACUAAAUGUAUUUUGGAGAGCAUAAUAAAUUGCUUUACAUAACCAAGAA